Messenger RNA from Drosophila busckii, 1398 nucleotides. RefSeq lists its product as uncharacterized. The record is from RefSeq and is a predicted model, not a curated record. Lineage: Eukaryota; Metazoa; Arthropoda; Insecta; Diptera; Drosophilidae. Bases 80 to 1201 code for a protein of 373 amino acids. The transcript has a single exon.
AAAAAAAAAAAACACAAAUUCCAUUAUAAUUUAUACACCCAAAAAUAAAUAACACGUAUUUAUAUAGCAAUUGGUAAACAUGCAGGCGCAUCAUGCCAUGCCUGACUUUCGUUGCCGCAACAACUGUCAGCACAAGGAAUGCCAGCGACAUGCGCCGCUUGGCGUCAUCGAUCAGCAUACGCAGUGCAAGUGCCUGGGCGAGGUGAACGCGUCGUCCAUAUUUCUGGAGAACGUGCUGGACUUGGCCAACUCGUUGGCACAGAUUAUGAUCAUAUGCGGACUGCACGAGUGCAAGGCCAAGUCGACAGUGGACAUUAUCACAUAUGCAUUUCUGCACUACGAUCAGGUCUGCUACUGCAUCGAUACGGAGCCCAAGAAGCGACUGCGCAAGGAGGAUUUGUUCCAUGAGCUGGGCAAAAAGUCGCUGAUGAACAAAGUGGAGGCGCACUUGGCCUACAGCAUUAUCAAGCGCGGCUUCAAGGCUUUCUACUAUGAGCCCAAGCAGGAGCUAACCUACGACGAGCAGGGCAGACCCAGCUACAACGACGAGUGCGUGUGGGUGCAUGCGGCGCGCAAGACGGCGGAGAGUUAUGCGCGCUUCGACGGACUUAGCUGUCCGGAGCAGCUGGCGGCGGAGGCAAAGGUUAAGAUUGCUUAUAAGAAGUUCUAUGAUCGCAUGCAGACGCGCAAGCGACAGCCCGAGGGCGAUGACUGCAAUUGUUGCUUCUGUGCCAAGAAGCGCGGCCAUUUGGUCUAUGCCAAGGAGCCGGCGCCCUGCAGCAGCAAACGCAAGCCCAAGCAUGUCUGUCCCUACUGCUGCAAGAAGAAGCAAAAGCAGCAGUAUACGCAUCCAGCACGCCAGCCCGCCAAGUGCCCCAAGUGCCACAAGUCGCGCAAAUUCUGCUGCUGCGCCAAAAUGGACUUCAAUCUGCAAUGGGUCAAGAGCAUUUGGGAGCGACCGGACUUCAAUCAGUACUACAAGAACGAGAUUGCCGAGAUCGAGCAGCGCUUGCUGCAAGGCUCAUGCUGGCUGCCACCAGAGCCUGUUGCCCAAGAGCUUGUUGACGAGUGCGAAGAGGAAGAGGAGGAUGAACUAUCACCAGAGGCGCAACUGGCGUUGGCUGGCAAGACUGCGCCGUCGCCGCCCAAGAAUGAAGAAGAGGAAGCGCCACUGUCAGACGCCAAGGGCGAGGAAGAAUAACCACCCACGUAACGGUUGUAACGGUUAUACUUUGAAGAAAGUAGCGGCAUUGAGUACAGCAACAUACUUGCUGCCAAAAUUUCAAAUGCCUCUUUAGCUAGCAAUUUCGAUUAAAACAAAAUUUUGUAGUGUUUUACUUUUUGUGCGUGGCAAAAUUUAAAUUAAAUUCAUAGCAUUUCAGUCACAAGGCAAUUGUU